AUGCAUCUUAUCAAGGCUCUAAUCUCCAUCUUCGCCCUCUCAGGGUCCAUUGCCGCACAACAUACCGAGGAGGGAGGCCUCACCCGGCGCCAGGAGCUUACCGCUGCUCGCGAGGAACUUCUUGUUGCCCGCGACAACUACCUGGCUGUUCGCGACCGCAAGGCUGCUGGCAAGACUGCUGGCAAGUCUGCGCCCAAGACCGGAGGCACUAGUUUCAAUAUCCCAAUCUGUCCAAACAGAACGAUCGCCUACUGGUAA
Messenger RNA from Clonostachys byssicola, 258 nucleotides. The record is from the annotation of a GenBank genome assembly. NCBI's taxonomy places the organism in Eukaryota, Fungi, Ascomycota, Sordariomycetes, Hypocreales, Bionectriaceae.